GGGUGAUUUUGAGAUAUGGGAGUGUACCUGACCCUGCUUUCCCCCAGGUGUGACUUUGGGAUGAUUUUGGCUGGUUUUGGAGUGCUGUUCCCUGUCUGCAGGUGCGGUUCCUGGAGCAGCAGAACAAACUCCUGGAGACCAAGUGGGGGGCUCCGCGGGGCAGCCCCCCCCCUGCAGCAGCCUGGGGGGGCUCCUCGAGUUGGCUACGCGGGGACCCUGUGGCGGCAGUGGAGGGCGCUUGGGCAGGAGCGGCAGCGGCUGCGCGCAGAGCUCGGCCAUGUCCGGGGGCUGGUCGAGGAGUUCAAGGCCAAGUAUGAGGAGGAGAUCAACCAUCGCACAGAGAAGGAGAAUGAGUUUGUCCUGCUCAAAAAGGAUGUGGAUGAAGCCUACAUGUCCAAGGUGGAGCUGGAAUCACGCCUGGAGAGCCUCACAGAUGAGAUAAACUUCCUGCGGCAGCUCUAUGAGGAGGAGCUGCAGGAGCUGCAGGCGCAGGUGUCGGACACAGCUGUGGUGGUGUCCAUGGACAACAGCCGCCAGCUGGACAUGGCUGGGGUCCUGGCGGACGUGCGGGCGCAGUACGAGGACAUUGCCAGCCGCAGCCGUGCUGAGGCUGAAGGCCUUUACCAGGUCAAGUAUGAAGAACUGAAGACGGCAGCUGGGAAGCAGGGGGACGACCUGCGCCAGACCCGCAGCCAGAUCCAGGAGCUGAACCGGCGCAUCCAGCGGAUCCAGGCAGAGAUUGAGGCUCUGAAAAAUCAGCGCUCUGGGCUGGAGGCGGCCGUGGCCGAGGCCGAGGAGCGCGGGGAGCUGGCACUGAGGGAUGCUCGGGCCAAGCUGGCGGACCUGGAGGGGGCCCUGGCCCAGACCAAGCAGGACCUGGCCCGGCAGCUCCGGGAGUACCAGGAGCUCAUGAACGUCAAGCUGGCCCUGGACAUUGAGAUCGCGACCUACAGGAAGCUGCUGGAGGGCGAGGAGAGCAGGCUGGAGGCUGCUGUGCAGAACCUGAGCAUCCACACCAAGCCUUCGGGGUACCUGGGUGGACUCGGGGGAGGUUUUGGGGGGGGAUUUGGGGGGGCGUUCGGGGGGGCCGUGGUCAGCUCAGGGUACUCGGUGCCACCCCCACCCCCCGAGAGCACAGCCCCCCUCAAAUCCCGGGCCAUCGUCAUCAAGAAGAUCGAGACCCGCGACGGGAAACUCGUGUCCGAGUCCUCCGACAUCCUGGAAAGCUGAACCCCCUUUCCUGGGGGACCCCAGACCUUGGCUCAGCUGGCUGAGCUGAGCCUCCCCUCUUCUCUGAGCAAACCCUAAAUCCUGACCUGCUGAGCCCUCCCCAGGCCCCAAUUUCUGGGGUGUCCCCCAUGCCCACACCAACCGAUCCCCCCUUUCCCAGGGGGCUCCUCCAUGUUCCCUGCCCCCGCAGGGUGUGCCCCUGGGUCCUGGCCUGGUGAACCCUCUUUCCUGAGGGGGUCCCCCUGUCCAGCCCAGAUGAACGCCCUCCCUUUCCUGGGGGGUCACUCUGUGUCUUGGGGGUCCCCAUGUCCAGCCCAGCUGAGCCCCCUUGGGCCUCCCCUUCUCAGGAAUCAAAACUCCCUCAAAAAGCCCUCAAAAAUCCCUCAAAUCAAAAAGCCCUCAAAAUCCUCCCAAUCUGAACCCCCUUUUCUGAGGUGUGGGGGAGGGUCCCCAUUUCCUGACAUUCUGAGCCCCCCAAGUCCCCUCUUUCCUGCUCAGGGGGGGUCCCCCCAGUCCAGGCCACCUGACCCCCUUUCCUGGGAGUCCUGUCCAUGUCUUUGGGGGAUCUUUAGGGGCGUCCCCCUCGUCCAGGCCAGCUGAGCCCAUUCCCUUCCCCCCAUUCCCAUGGGGGUCCCCCAUGUCCUGACCUGCUGAGCCUCCCCCUUAGUGUGUCCCCCCCUCCAUCCUGGCCCCCUUCCCUGGGGGUCCCCAGCUCCUGACAGGACACCAGGCACCCUCUGCUGACAACCUGAGCCAGUGCCAGUGCCAGUCUCCCUUGGGGGACUCCAAUCCCCCACUGUUCCCUCUCAGACGGGGGGGUGGGAACUGGGGGCUCUGGGCCUCCCCUGGGUGUUCUGCUUGCUGCUGGAAUAAAACCUUGGAAAUUUG
Messenger RNA from Serinus canaria (Common canary), 2118 nucleotides. RefSeq names its product keratin, type II cytoskeletal 8-like. The transcript has 8 exons. NCBI's taxonomy places the organism in Eukaryota, Metazoa, Chordata, Aves, Passeriformes, Fringillidae. The coding region runs from base 16 to 1230 and encodes 404 amino acids. The record is from RefSeq and is a predicted model, not a curated record. Gene Ontology annotation, cellular component: keratin filament.